AUGAUGUCCAGUGAAGAUGAACGCUCGUUCGAUGAGGACUAUGACGAUGCUCCCACGGCGAUUCCCAUCCUUCUGGGAAGCGAAAUUCGAAUCGGAACCCUACUCGGCCGAGGUACAUUUUGCAAAGUUUCGUUGGUGAAGGACAUUCAUCUAAAAGCCCAGACCGAACCAGGCCUCGUGCAAGAAUCGAGGCAAAAACUCGAGCUAAAAUUCAAGAUUGCAGCGUCACAGGAUUCGUACCAGCAGCAGCAGCUAGAUGUUUUUGGAAGGCAACCAAAUGCACAGAAUCCAGUCAACCCCAAACCUAGAAUGGCACUGAAACAACUAAAGAACUUGUCAGAAAAGAGCAAGAAACAGGCAAAGGACGAUCUGAGGAGAGAAUGUGACAUAUUAAGAGCCAUAAAAGAAGACUGGUGUUCGCACCCAAAUAUCAUUGAGCUCCAUGCAAUAGGUGUGGAAUCGUCAAAAGAGUUUCACGACCGUGACAUACGGCCCUCCUUUUUGGUUCUUUCCAAGCUUCGGUGUACAAUGGUUAGCUUCAUGACGAAAUGGAGGGAACAACGAGGACUUGGUGUUAUGGAGUUUUUUGGAAUCAAUAUCAAAGAAUCCCAAGAUAUGUGGUUGGAACGUUUGAUGGUAUUGUCACAAAUAGCCGAUGCAAUUCGAUUUCUUCAUUUGCACAAUGUCAUAUUUCGUGACAUCAAGCCUCAGAACAUUGGAUUCGAUGGCGACAACGUGCCAAAGCUCUUUGAUUUUGGUCUGGCCAAGCGGGUCUAUUCCGUGGAAGAAAACUAUAAACUGACUGGCAACACAGGAACCUUACGCUACAUGGCACCAGAAGUUGCCUUGGAUCAACCGUAUGGAAUGGACGUGGACAUAUACUCCCUCGCAAUAUUAAUGCACGAGGUGCUAUCCCUGAAGAUUCCAUUCGUAGAAGUUCCAGCAAGCGAGUUUCGACAUGAAGUAAUAGCAAAAGGCAAACGUCCUCCUUUGGAUUAUGGUUGGCCAUCGCCACUGAGUGGGUUGAUGGCGUCCAUGUGGCACGAGUCGCCAAGUAAGAGGCCGCCGUCAUCCGAGGUGUGCAAAAUGCUAACGCUCAUGCUUCGAGGGUCAGAUGCAGGUCUAUUUCCUGAUAGAAUAGUAAUGUAG
Molecule: messenger RNA, 1149 nt
Organism: Cylindrotheca closterium
Lineage: Eukaryota; Bacillariophyta; Bacillariophyceae; Bacillariales; Bacillariaceae
Source: the annotation of a GenBank genome assembly